CGGCGCUAUGUGUUGGCCGUCAAACGGCUUGAAAGCUGGCCGUAUGAUUGCAUGUAUUGUAUAGACAGAACGCAAGAAAACAGUAUCUAUAUGUAGCGAUCUCAUCAGGAUGUGAAUAUGGCUCAUUCUUUCCUGCCCUGCAACUUUUCACUUUCUUGCUUAAUCUGUUCUGUGGGUCUCUAUUAUAAAUAUUAUAAGUGAAAAGCUUUUGGCAAGUUUGUACUCGUGAAUGGGAGAGAAAGUUUUAUUUCUUCCACAUGUGUCUAUUAAAUCAUAGAUAUUUUCUGAAUAAGAGUCAAGUAGAUCCAAUUAAAGUAAAUACAAUAAUUUGCAGUUACCUAAGCACGCGAAAACAACUUAUUCUAUGUGGUGUGGGGCGAAUUCAGUAGACGCGUAAAAACUAAAUGAUGUAAAAUUGAAUCAAACUGCAAAGUUCUAGGCAAAUAACAAAACUCUGGAUUAGAUUUUAGAAUCUUUGACUUUGAGCGAAUUCCAAUCUCCUAGUUUCAGAGAGAGUAUAGCCGUGUCUCCCAGAAUUCGCUUUUUCUUCGACAUACAAACUUGGCAUACACUUUUACAGAUAAAAACUAAUCCGUAACUCGUUUCUAUCGAGUAAAUUUAUGUGUUAAAGUUCUAAAAGGUUUUUAAUAAUAGAGCAGAUAUGAGGCGGGCGUAAUCGAAAAAUCGAAGUAACUUUUGACAUUCAUGUAUGUCAUCAAUAUUUCUUUUUAAUAUUCUGUUUAUGCCACAUAUAAAAACAAAACAAAAUAAGCUGUCUGAAGACUACUUGAGUUACUUAUCGGACUUAAAAACACUUAAGUUUGAUUUCCUUACAGCUUUAUUUUGUAAAUAUUACACAACAAAGGGAAAACCAUUUUCCACUUGCAUCACUCUGGUACAUUACACUUUAGUCAGAAACCAUUCCAAGCAACGACUACCGUCACUAAAGAUAUCGCCGAUAAACCAAAUUUAGAAGCAUAUGAAUUGUUAUGGUUGGAUGCUCAUGUCUAUUCAACACAAGAUAAUUUGGAGACACUUGAUGAACUCAAGCAAGUCAUCAAUUAG
This is a messenger RNA of Didymodactylos carnosus, 1065 nucleotides long. NCBI's taxonomy places the organism in Eukaryota, Metazoa, Rotifera, Eurotatoria, Philodinida, Philodinidae. The record is from the annotation of a GenBank genome assembly.